GUUCGAUCGUGCAGAGGCCGGUGAUAUGAGCGCGGCGACCUUGAAAUCUGCUGGCUCGCUCGAAUCCAUUGAGGAUGUUGCUUUCAGGGAAUUAGGAGAAACACCAGCGAUAAAACAGACGGCUCUCAAUCAACUGCGCCAGCUUAUUAUUUCAGAUGAACUAUCAUUGCACUGCCCCAUGGACGAUGCCUUCCUGGUCAAGUUUCUGCGAGCCCGCAAGUACGAUACGCAGGCCGCUUUCAAGAACGUCAAGAAGUACUUCAAGGUUCGAAAGGACCGCCCAGAAAUGUUCAAAGAUCUAACUCCAAGCAGCGUACCCUUCGACGUCGUGUGCCGCAAGCAUCGCCUGACCACAGUCUCACGUCACAGAGAUCCAAUGGGUAGGAUGGCUAUGCUGAUGAAGGCUGGGGCCUGGAACACUGAGAUUUGCAGCGUAAACGAUUACUUCAGGUUGAACUUGGUACUCCUCGAGCACUUUCUUCGUCAGGAAGACGUUCAGGUCCGGGGCAUCGUGCUCGUGUUUGACUUAGAAGGCCUCAACAUCUACCAUCUGGCCCACUAUACACCUUCUGUGAUAAGAACCCUUAUCAGGUUUGCACAGAUUCGCCUUUUUGGCUACGAUCUAAAAGAACUGCACCAGCUCGUGCCGGAUGACGUCAUUCCGGAAGAACACGGGGGGACGAACGAAAGCUACGACUACGACCAAUUGGAGAGAGAAUUGGAGAGUGAAGAAGGCUUCUUCCAGAAUCUCAGCUCUUACGGGUACCGCGAUACGUCGAGAAAAACUGAACCUGAGUCAAACAGCGAGCUCACUGACUCUUGAGGAAAGAAUGGGUGUACACCUUGAAGCAUGUUGUGAUGAACUGAAGCACUGUUGCUAUUCGAACUCAUUGCUUUUUCACAUACCACUCUUGCUUUUUUUCAUGCUGGCGAGAAGUGCUCAACGAAGAGGUCUGCUUUCACAUCCGGCGUAACCAUAAAUAAGACUGGCGCUGGCUUUCAGUUUUGAUUACGCUCGAUGUGGAAGGAGUUGCUAAAAGCUUUCAACUCUGGCUAUAAGUGGAACCAGCUGACGCUUCCGAGAUGUAGAGAGUGAGAGGGGGGGGCUAAGUUAUACAAGAAUUUAUAACUGGCUUCCUUGAAGCUUGACUCAUAUCAUGUGUUUCCUUUCCACCUGUGAGAUCUCCAUUACUGGAAAAUAUGCCAUAUGAUGACACUCAAUCUAGACAUAGGAAGACACCCGUCAACUUUACUAACUACCGCCAUUUUUCUCUCACAAGCACAAAACGUAGGCUGACAGAAAACAUUGUAAUGUCUAGUCAAAUGACCUACCUCUGUCCCUACCAACACGAAUUUUGGCUAGUUUGACCAUGGGAAAUAGUGCUAGCGGUAUGUAUUUGGCAUGUUUCAUUAUGCUAAUUAGUGCUAGCGGAUAUGUAAAGGGGGCUUCCUGCAUAGAUCUGCAUCCGGGAGGACAGAUCAUUAUUAUACUGCUCUGAGACAUUCUAUUGUGUCAACACUGUUUGCUCGCAUGUGUCACCUUUGCUAACCCCAAAAUCUAUUUCUACAGAUAGGAUAUAAUUCGCAUCGUCCAUUUGGCACCCCCUGCGGGAUUAUGUAACAGCGCACUGGGAAUAAAUCUUUGGC
Rhipicephalus sanguineus (brown dog tick) is the source of this 1647-nucleotide messenger RNA. Its product is annotated as alpha-tocopherol transfer protein-like. NCBI's taxonomy places the organism in Eukaryota, Metazoa, Arthropoda, Arachnida, Ixodida, Ixodidae. The transcript has 4 exons. The record is from RefSeq and is a predicted model, not a curated record. Gene Ontology annotation, molecular function: phosphatidylinositol bisphosphate binding. Gene Ontology annotation, cellular component: membrane. Bases 26 to 823 code for a protein of 265 amino acids.